AUGGCUGCCUCUCUCUUUACACUCUCACUCACUAACACUUUUUAUUGCGUUUUUAAAUUACCCUCCCUCUCUCUUUCUUUCUCUCUUUCUGCGUUAUGUUUGCAAUUUUUUCUUUCUUUUUUUCUGUCUCUCUUCUUCUUUUCUAGAUUUUUGUUUUCUUUUUUUAUUCUUCUUAUUUUUUUCUUCUUUGUCUUUUCUUUCUCUUUCAUGCUAUUUGUUUUCUUCGUUUUCACUUUCUGUCUUCUUUUCUCUAUUCACCCCUCUUCUUCUGUUGCCUCACCUCUCACUUUAUCUGUCAUUUUCUCUCUUACUUCCCCUUCUCAAACUAUAUUAGCUUCCAUUUUGUCAUAUUUUCUUUCUUUUCUUUCUUUCUUUCUUUCUUUCUUUCUUUCUUUUUUUUCUUUCUUUUCUUUCUUUAUUUAUUUAUUUCUUCCGUUUUUUCUUUCGUUCUUUCCUUCUGUCAUUUUAUUUAUUUUUAUUUAUUUAUUUCUAUUCGCUCUAUUUCUCGCUCUUUCUUUCUUUCUUUCUUUCUUUCUUUCUUUCUUUCUUUCUUUCUUUCUUUCACUCUUUCUUUCUAUCGCUCUUUCUUUAUUUCUUUCGCUUUUUCUUUCGCUCUUUCUUUUCAUUCGCUCUUUCUUUCGCUUUUUCUUUCACUCUAUCGCUCACUCUUUCUUUCUUUCUUUCUUUUUUUCUAUCGCUCUUUCUUUAUUUUUUUCGCUUUUCUUUCGCUCUUUCUUUUUUUCGCUCUUUCUUUCGCUUUUUCUUUCGCUCUUUCGCUCCCUCUUUCACUUGCUCUUUAUUUCUUUCGCUCUUUAUUUCUUUAGUUCUUUCUUUCGCUCUUUCUUUCGCAUUUUCUCUUACUCUCUCUCUCUCUCUAUCUAUCUCUCUCUCUCUCUCUCUUUCCUAUAUCUUAUUUCUUCUUGCCUUUUACUUCCUUUUUCGUUUUAUUUUACUUUCUUUUUCGUUCUCUGUUUCUUCAUUUACCAACUUUCUUUUCAAUUUCCUUCUUUUCUAUUCUGUUCAUCUAUCUCUUUUUUUACCCCGUAUUCUUGUCAAUUCUCUUCUCUUUCUUUUUUAUCUAUCACUUUCUUAAGUUUUCUUUCUUUUUUUUUCUUUUUGUUUUCUUGUUCUCUUCAUCGGUUGACUUUUUAUUUCUACUUGUUCAUUUUCUUUCAAAUGUUUCCCCAAAAUCUUUCUUUCUUUUUUGAUUUUCGUUUACCUCUUUCUUCUGUAUUUCAUUCAUUUUCUUUCUUGUUCAGUUAUUUUUUUUUCUUUAUUUCCUCCUCUAUGCGUUCCUAUUCUUUUAUUCUCUGCGUGGUUUUUAGUCCGCCAUUUUCUUGCUUCAGCUUCCUCGAUUUUUUUCAUUUACCCAUUUAUCCCCUCUCCGCCUUUGCCCCUCAAAGUCUAUCUCUGACCCUAUCCUACUUGUCUCUUUUUUUUUCCAUUUCUUUGUUUCUUCUUUCUUUUUUCUUUCUUUUUUCCCUUUUUUCUUACCUUUUUCCAUCUAUUUCUGUCUUAAAUUUUUAUUGUCAUCUCUUUUCACCACUUUUUUAUUUUUUUUGUUUUCUAUCCCACACCUUUCGCUUUCUUUCUUUCUUUCUUUCUUUUUUCUUCCUUUCUUUUUUCUUUCUUUCUUCUUCCGCGUUUCUUUCUUUUUAUUGUUAUUCCUUUUCACUUUUCAAUCGCAAUUUUCUUUUUCAUUGUCACACAUUUUGCUUUUAUACUUUUCUUUCAUUCAUUUACUUCUUUCGUUCCUUUUUCCUUUCUUUUUUAUUUUGCUUUUACCCACGUUUUUCUCUUUUUAUAUUUCUUUCUGCUUUUUACUUCUUUCUUUUGUUUUCUGUAUUUGUCCACCAUAUCUUUUUUCUGUGUCGAUUUUCCUCAUUUGCAUUUAACAUUCCUUCUUUAUGUGCUCUGACUUACUUUCGUACUUUUUCUACAUUUACAUUAUUUUUUUCUUAA
This is a messenger RNA of Acanthosepion pharaonis, 1962 nucleotides long. Lineage: Eukaryota; Metazoa; Mollusca; Cephalopoda; Sepiida; Sepiidae. The record is from the annotation of a GenBank genome assembly.